CGAGCACUCGGCGAAGGCCAAGCCCCACUCCCGCCUCCCAUCGAUUCAGGAUAUUCGAUGGUCGGUGGGGGUAGGGUUCGGGUGUCGCCACCUAGCGCUGUUAGUUGGAUGACACGGCUGCAGGCAGGCGGCCAGGGCAGCCAAGGCUCCCAGUGAUGCCUGGGACAGGCAGAACUCAUCUCACCUUCUCCCUCUCCUUCCCCUGUCCUCUCCCCCCGCCCCUUUCCCCCCCCCUCUCUCCGCGUGCGCGCGCCUUGGUGGAGAGCAAGUGUUGGUCCCGCUUGAUUGCGGUCGUCGGACCUGGCAAAGCUGGCACCAUCACUAUGCACAUCAUGGCAUCCAUAGCCAUUUUGGCCUACAAAUUUUCGGCACAGAGUUGGACCAGACGUGCCGCAGGACCUGGGCAACGAUGAGCUUCCUUGGCGCACGAAGCGGAUCUUUCAUGGCAACGGGCCCGCGCGGUGGGUUCGUUGGGGGCUCCCGCGGGGCCUUCGCCGGUGGCGGCGCGGGCGGGGGCGCGCUCAUGGGCAGCGGGGUCCACCCCUGCGGCGCGGGCGGCGGCGCGCUCAUGGGCAGCGGGGUCUACCCUGGCGGCGCGGGCGGCGGCGCUUUCAUGGGGAGCGGGGUCUAUCCCGGGAUGGGCUAUGGCGGCGGGGUCUACCCCGGGAUGGGCUACGCUGGCGGUGGUGAGGCGUGCUGCGGAGGCCCAGGCUGUGGCGCGGGCUGCGCGGACGGGUGCGGAGUGGGCUGCGGGGGCAUCGCAGGAACGACGAUGUCGUACGUGGGCAUGGGCGGUGAUUACAUCGCCACGACCACUUACCAGUACGUGGGCCAGGGUGCUGGCACCUUCGGCGUGGUGCCGAUCCCUGCGGCUGGGUGCAGCCCAUGGUGGCUGUGCUGCUUCCUGCCGCUUCUCUUGACACCCCUCCUCUUCUUCGCGGGGACCACCACCACCACGACCACGACCACAACGACCCCUGCCAUCGUCACCGCGCCGCCUCCGGACGUCGUGCCUACGCCGCCGCCGAAGAAGGAGUGCUGUAUCGACAUGUGCAACUGUGCCCGCGAUGGGACGCAGUGCGACGAUGAUUGUGGCUCCGACAAGUGUACCGAUUUCGACGAUUGCGAUGAGAAGGGCAUCUGCAUCACGGGCACUCCCGAAUGCGAGAACCCCACGCCAGCGCCGCCGCCGCAGGGGCCCCAGAAGCACUGCAGGAUCUUCGGUGACCCGCACGUGGUGACGUUUGACGGGCAGUCAGCAAGCUUCUAUUCUCAGGGCGAGUACUGGAUUGUGAAGAGCACCACCGUCUCGAUGCAGGGCCGCUACAUGCCGACUCCAGUGACCAACGGCCUCUCCGUCAUGAAGGAGAUCGCGAUCGGCGGCCCCUUCCUGGAGGGCAAGGAUGGCACCAAGAACAUCCUGCGCAUCUCCUCCCUGCGGGCGACCUUCAACGACAUCCCCAUCAUCUCUGGCUUUCCGGACGCUUGGGAGAACCAGGACCCGAUGAUCAAGGUUGUCACCGACGGCAGCGGGCAGGUGAUGCAGUCGAGCCGCACCGGCAAGGAUAUGCGCGUCGUGCACGUGGACUUGCCGCUCAACAUCCACCUGGAGAUCAACCGUUGGAACGAGCCAGGCGAGGGCGACUACAUCAACACGAUGAUCACCAUGAGCAUGCAGCCCAACCAAGACGGCCACUGUGGAAAUUUCAACGGUGUGCUGGACGACGACACGAGGCCAGCCAUUCGCGCCCGCAUCGGCACCACAGGUGUCCCGCAAGCGGAACUGCUCUUCCACACCAAGACCCCUGUGACGCCCGUGAACCGGCCCGACCUCAACAACUGCGCGUCCGACAAGACCGAGAUGGCCAAGGAGCUCUGCACGAAGAAGUCCAAGACCGGCAUCCCCAACAAAGAUUGCAUGAUCGACGUGUGCUUCGGAGGGGCGCACUUUGCCGACAUGACCGACUACGACGAGUGAGGGGUGGCGCAGAACGCCACAGCCUCGUGGAGAUGUCGUGCCACGUGAACUUUAGUCGAGCAGGGUCAUUCGGGCCCUGGGGCCCGAGCAAGGCUCAUCACUCUGCCGCAAUGAUGUUACAAGCCGCCCACGGCUUGAGGGUGCGCGGUCGCUGUCUGAGCAACGAUCUUCCGCAGAGAUCGGGCAAAGUUACUGGUCAGAGCGGUAUUUUGGUUGCUCCGUGUGCGCCCCUUCUUCCUCCUCCAAGGCGCCGUGUGGCACGGCGUGGCGCGGCGUCCAGAGCGACGAGGGCGGCCGUGCGAGGGAAAUAAAGGACGACAGAUCAUGGUGC
Molecule: messenger RNA, 2309 nt
Organism: Prorocentrum cordatum
Lineage: Eukaryota; Dinophyceae; Prorocentrales; Prorocentraceae
Source: the annotation of a GenBank genome assembly